AUGUGCAUCGCAAUAAUCUCCACCGCACAUCCUUCCUAUCGACUCAUUCUCAUCGACAACCGCGACGAGUAUCUGAACCGACCAACCGACACUGCCGGAUGGUGGCCAGAUCCUCACUCACAUGUCCUCGGGGGACGGGACAUGCUCCGCGACAUCCACGGGACAUGGCUUGGAGUGACAAGAACAGGCAAGAUUGCUGUCCUCACCAACUUCAAAGAAGACGUCACGCCUCCCCCCACCGCCGUCAGCCGUGGCGCCAUCAUCAAAAAGUUCUUGUCUGAAGAUGUCGGUCCCGUGGAGGAGUUCGUCAAAGACGUGGUCAAUACUGGCGUAGCCAAGGACGCUGGUGGAUUUAGUCUCGUGUGUGGCCACAUAGGCGAGAAGCUUGCCGUCAUCUCGAACCGCGCUCAGCAUCAAAGUGAAGUUCCUUGGAUAGCAGGGGACGUGGUGCACACAGUUGGCCUCAGCAAUGGUCCCUUCUCGGAUCGAUCCUGGAAGAAGGUCACUUUGGGCGAAGAACUCAUGUUGAACACAAUCCGCCAGAGUAUUGAGAACGAAGAAACAGAAGAUCAGCUAAUCGGAAGAUUUCUUGACCUUCUGAGCCACGAAACCUUGCCUCGAAACGGUGAACCUGAUGGAUCCGGCCUCGAAACGUAUAUUCCAGCACUAAGAAACACCAUUUACGUGCCAACCUUGGGACGAAAGGACAUGAAUGGUCACCAUCACCUCGCGGACGACGAGAUCGCCGCCGCCAAAAGACACGAGAAAGUCGACAUUGUAGGGCACAAUACACCGGUACGGCGCCACUCUCCGUCCAUCAACCCUCCGUUCAGGGCUCGACAGCUGGGCGUCAGCGGACUUUACGGGACGCAGAAGCAGACCGUUGUGCUCGCAGACCAAGAUAUGAAUGUUCGGUUUUUCGAGAGGACACUGUUCGAUGAAGAGUCGAAUCCGAUCCCCCUUGGGGAGGGUGAUGUGGACGUGAGAUUCAAGAUCGACAAGCCGUCAAGUUGA
Messenger RNA from Fonsecaea multimorphosa CBS 102226, 1014 nucleotides. RefSeq lists its product as uncharacterized. NCBI's taxonomy places the organism in Eukaryota, Fungi, Ascomycota, Eurotiomycetes, Chaetothyriales, Herpotrichiellaceae. Gene Ontology annotation, cellular component: Golgi apparatus. Gene Ontology annotation, biological process: protein secretion; Golgi organization. The record is from RefSeq and is a predicted model, not a curated record. The coding region runs from base 1 to 1014 and encodes 337 amino acids. The transcript has a single exon.